UAUGAGGGUGUUGACGGUUGAGUGCCGAAUAGUUCCAAUGAAUUCGGUUUCUUUUCUCUAUUUAUAAAUAAAAACAACUGUAGACGUUCCUGUGCUAUUUAUAUCUUUGCAAAUCAUUCUGUAUCAUAACCCUGUAAACUAUAUAUAAUUUUGUGGCCCAAAAUCGCUUUAUUUAAAAAAUGCGUUAUAUCUUCCUCAGUACUAUUUUCAGUGUUGUGUUUGCGUAUGAAAAAGAUAUGACUUUUACUGUACAAGCCGGUAAACAAGACUGUUUUUAUCAAAAAGUGCUUCCUAAUGAAAUAAUUGAUUUAGAAUAUCAGGUAAUUGAUGCGUCACAUGGUGAGCUCGAUAUAUCAUUUCAGCUCUCAGACCCUGUUGGAAUGAUUAUUGUAGCUGAUUAUAAGAAGCCAGAGAACGCACAUAGACAUACAUCUGUGCUGGAAGGAGAUUAUCGAUUCUGCUUUGACAAUACAUUUAGUACUUUUAGUGAGAAGACUGUAUUUUUCGAUUUAAUGAUAGAUAAUGAAGAUUCACAAAGCAAAGAUUACGAUGAUGACAAGGAAAUGGAAUUGGGUAAUGCAGCUGAGACAUAUGUUAUGCGUGUAAGGGAUAUAUCAGAGUCGGUCACUCGUGUAAAAGAUAAUGUGUCAGCUGCCAAACGGUUGCAAGAGUCGCUGUCAGCACAUGAAGCAAGAGAUAGAAAUCUCGCUGAGGAUAUGUGUGAUCGGGUGCUGAAGUGGUCGAUAGUUCAUAUAGUUUUUAUGUCACUCAUCGGGAUUUUCCAGGUCUACUUCGUAAGAAGCCUGUUCGAAGACUCAAGCAGGAGUUAUAAAAAAUUUGUUCCACACUUAUGAAUACCAAAGAUUUUGUAUUUAUUAUAGCCAAUUUACUUUAGAUUUAUCAUGGGUUUGGACAAAUUAAACAUAGAUGUCUGAAUUGGAAUUUUACGUUAUUAAAAUCUACGCAAAACGUAAGAAAAGUAUAAUACCUACGUUUUGCGUACCUCUAGAUUUUAAUACUUUGUCUAACUCAUAAAUUUACAGAUAAACAAAAUGUCAUGAAACAAAACAGCGAUCACAAAUAAAGCAACUCAAUUGCCAUUAAUAAAUGUCAAAGACGCUUUCAAUGGCUCAGAGCUCAUUCAAAUAGUAGUUAUUUUAAAAUAUCCAUUAUUAUUUAUGUGUCCCGAAAUUCUGCUUCAUUUGCGAUAACCAAGUAAAUUCAAUGUUUUGCUUAAUACAUGGAUACAUAUAUCGAACUUCAAAUUGUCACGUAGUGAUAUGAUUAUAUGAAAUUAAAUUCCUUGUGUCAACGCAAAAAUAUUCAAAAUGGCGCGAAUCGCAUUCCGUCAAAUGGCGUUACACAAUUUGACGUCUUGUCUUUGACAGAUUAUAUACGUCAAAUUAAACCGUAUAUUAGACAACAUUACAGUGACACAAUUUAGUAAUUUGGUGUUUGUAGUAUUCGCUAAGUAACGUCAAUUGUCCUAAUAAAUCCAAAUAAAUUUGUUAUAGUUUAGGAAUGCCAUUUUAUAAUUUUACGAGCCAAUGUUGUUCCUAUUCAUAUCACAAAUAACAUCCACAGGUCUGAUGUUUAUAUACAUAGUUAAUUAUUGUCUAUAUACGUAAUAUAUCUUAAUGCAAUAUACAGAGUUACAAUAAUGAAAAUGUAUCUUUCAUUUUCUAUAUUUAAAACUGGUCAAAGGUUUAAAUUCAAGACAAGCUAUACUAAGCUCUGUGAAUUCAAAGAUAAGUUUAAGGGUAGAGCUCUUUAAUUAAACAAUACGUAACUUUUAAUAUGUAAUAUUUUUUUUAUUUAUAUUUAUAAAUAUAUGAAGUUCGCGCUUAACUUACCUAUGAAUUUCUAAUCCCAUUAAUUAAAUCAUGAAAGUUGUAUGUGAAAACUUGAUAACACACGAUCUUUUUUAGUCCAAUUAAUGUAAUACAGAGUGCAAACACAGAUCGCCAUUAUCAUUGUAUAUUCGACAUUCAUUGACAACGCACUGGCUUGUCCAUUUGAACAACAAUCAUGUACAAAACUUAGAGAGAAACGCAGAAUAUUAGUGAUAUUAAGACUAUGACGGUAUAUUUAUGUUUAUAGUCUGUGCGUGAGAGAACCGGUAUGUCAGUUAAGCGGACUAGGGAGCGUUCAAGUAUUAAGUCACGCAAUUUUUGGAGAUUCUUGACCCUAAAACGCAUCGUAACGUUUCUGUAUCCAAUAGUAAAACGUUUCGGGACCAACCCCAGUGACUCUUUAUACCUAAAACUUACCAGUAUUUGGUGUAAAAUAAUAGUAUUUAAUCCCCGCCUCGCAUCGUAACCUUUUACAAGAGGACCCUCCCCACCAAAAUACGUUACGUAAUACUUGAACGCUCCCCUAAUGGAUUAUUGUUUGUUGCGUCAUUUCAAUUAUUUACAAUUUAAUUUUAAGUAUCAAGAUUACGAUCGAACUAUAAUGACGUAACAGAGUUGUCAACAUGAAAAAAAAGUUAGUACCGACUUCUGUUCCAACGACGGUUCUCGUUCCGCGUAGACUAUCAUACAGCUUCGUAUAUAGUGUAGGGAAAAUAGAAGCAUAUCAAGAUACAGUGCGACAUAAUUAUCUUGGCCGGUAGCGCGUCGCUGUCAUGGGUUAGUAUUGCCAGUAAAUAAAAAUUAACCAUUAUAAGGGGAAUAAUUUGAAGUCAUGCAGGCUAACUUAAUUGAAAUGCCUGUAUAAAACAAUGUAUACUAGUAUCUAGACAAUAAAUAUCUGGGCUUAAACAAACUUAGGAACAACUGAUAUGAUGGGUACUAUUAAUAUAAUAACUUUUAAGAUACCUAGCAAUCAGAACUUUGCCAUUGUAAUUAAUAAUGCAAGAAAUAUAAGUAGAUAGUCAAAUUAUUUAUCGAGAGCUAACUCACAAUGUCAGUCUGACAUUUCAAAAUGGCGACGGCAAUACCAAUUUCCGCCGCCGACCAAGAAAAGUAUGUGGCACUAUAUUAGUUUUCGGGAUAAGAAAACGUGACAGGCCAUGUAGUUAUAAAACAAUCGUUAAUUUGACAGAUAAGUGUUAUUGUUAAAAAAUGAAACUGAAGUUUAGCAGGAUCAAUGUUCGUAACAAUGUAAAAAAAUAUAGACUAGAUUGAUUUAUAAAUCGUAGAAAAUAUAAUUGUUUUUUUUAUUAGAUUGUUUAAAAAUGAGGUUUUACUUCAAAUCGAUGAGUCCUAUAUAGAAAAAUAUAACCAGUUUUUUUUCAAUGACUUAUUGUAUGUCUCGACAGCGUCAGGUACGAAGGGAUAACAUUUAUAGAAGAAUUAAUGAUGGGAACAAAAUAAAAUAAAAUUGUCAUAAAUUGUAUAUUGAAACUUAGCGCAUAAAAAUGUAC
Molecule: messenger RNA, 3367 nt
Organism: Pieris brassicae (large cabbage white)
Lineage: Eukaryota; Metazoa; Arthropoda; Insecta; Lepidoptera; Pieridae
Product: transmembrane emp24 domain-containing protein 5-like
Exons: 6
Coding region: 180-854 (224 amino acids)
Biological process (GO): intracellular protein transport; Golgi organization; endoplasmic reticulum to Golgi vesicle-mediated transport
Cellular component (GO): COPII-coated ER to Golgi transport vesicle; endoplasmic reticulum; endoplasmic reticulum-Golgi intermediate compartment
Source: RefSeq, a predicted model, not a curated record